AUGUCCAUUGGCGUGCCCAUCAAAGUUCUGCAUGAAGCAGAGGGUCACAUUGUGACCUGUGAGACCAACACUGGUGAAGUGUACAGGGGAAAGCUCAUUGAGGCUGAGGACAACAUGAACUGCCAGGUAGGUCUUCAGACUGCCUUUAGGGUUCAGACAAAAUAACUUGUUUUAGGGGAUAUUUGUGAGCUCAUCGGUAUAGGAGGGAUUUGUUUGUCCCUUUUACAGAGUUGUGUAGUAAGUGUAUAUAGCUUCCUUUCAGAUGGCCAAUAUCACUGUGACUCAUCGGGAUGGGCGUGUAGCCCAACUGGAGCAGGUCUAUAUCCGGGGCAGCAAGAUUCGCUUCCUGAUCCUACCGGACAUGUUAAAGAAUGCCCCUAUGUUAAAGAGCAUGAAAAACAAGAACCAGGGCUCUGGAGCAGGAAGGGGGAAGGCAGCCAUUCUCAAAGCUCAGGGUGAGUGCUGCUGCUUCUACAUGCACCUAUGGAGAAUUUGCACUCUAAGUAUUUAAUUUUUUUAUUUUUUCUGCAGUGGCUGCAAGAGGACGGGGUCGUGGUGGAGGAAUGGGAAGAGGAAACAUUUUCCAGAAGAGGCGAUAG
Coregonus sp. 'balchen' is the source of this 599-nucleotide messenger RNA. The record is from the annotation of a GenBank genome assembly. NCBI's taxonomy places the organism in Eukaryota, Metazoa, Chordata, Actinopteri, Salmoniformes, Salmonidae.